This is a messenger RNA of Magnusiomyces paraingens, 861 nucleotides long. RefSeq lists its product as uncharacterized. Gene Ontology annotation, biological process: mRNA splicing, via spliceosome. The transcript has a single exon. The record is from RefSeq and is a predicted model, not a curated record. The coding region runs from base 1 to 861 and encodes 286 amino acids. Lineage: Eukaryota; Fungi; Ascomycota; Dipodascomycetes; Dipodascales; Dipodascaceae. Gene Ontology annotation, cellular component: U2-type catalytic step 1 spliceosome.
AUGGCUGAUAGAAAAACAAUCAACAAGUACUACCCACCUGAUUUUGAUCCGUCCAAGAUCUUACGGGCCCCCAAAAGAGACCGUUCGGCAGCUGCGGUUCUGCCUACGGUGCGUCUUAUGGCUCCAUUUUCUAUGAGGUGCACGACAUGCGGCGAGUACAUUUACAAGGGCAAGAAGUUUAAUGCUCGCAAACAGCUUACUGGGGAUUCAUACUUGGGAAUCAAAGUGAUUCGAUUUUAUAUUAGAUGUCCGCGAUGUGCAAGUGAGAUUCGGUUCAAAACAAAUCCCAAGAACGCCGACUAUGCGACAGAACUUGGUGCUGUACGUAACUACGAAACAGUUGAUGACAAGGCCAUUGGUCCUGAAGAAACAUUGGAGGACCGGCUGGACCGGUUGGAAAAAGAAGAUGCAGAGGAACGGGCGAGAUUACAACGGCAACAAGAUUUGGCUUUAUCAAAACGUCCAACUGCAGAACCCAAACCUGAAGGUGCGGAUGCCAUGGAUCUGAUUGAAUCUCAGAUGGAGGCUACUCGAAGAGAAAUAGAGCAGGCUGAAGAACUUGAUGCGUUAUACCGCAGAAGUAAGGUUCUAGAUGCGCGUGCACAAGCAACAGAGUUAUUGGAUGGAGGGUCUGGGAGUAAGAAAGAAGGUCAUGAUGAUGAGGAUGAGGAGGAUGCCGAGGAAAGGGAUGCAGAACUGGCAAGAGAGUUGUUUAAAGCAAAGAGGGCAGUAGGAUCGGGCGGUAUUAAUGGGACUGGGACUGGUAUUGGAGCUUUGUCGUCGUUGACGGGACUUUUCAGUGGUCGGGUGGCGAAACCGGUGCGUAGUAAGAAGAAAAAGGGAGCCGUGCGGCAGGUGUAA